Malurus melanocephalus (red-backed fairy wren) is the source of this 5191-nucleotide messenger RNA. RefSeq names its product UV radiation resistance associated (gene UVRAG). The record is from RefSeq and is a predicted model, not a curated record. Gene Ontology annotation, cellular component: lytic vacuole; endosome. Lineage: Eukaryota; Metazoa; Chordata; Aves; Passeriformes; Maluridae. The coding region runs from base 153 to 2216 and encodes 687 amino acids. The transcript is spliced from 15 exons. Gene Ontology annotation, biological process: SNARE complex assembly. Gene Ontology annotation, molecular function: SNARE binding.
GUUCGGGAGGCGGUGCUUCGGCUGCCGCCCCCCCCUCCCCGGCACUGCGGUAAUAUGGCUCCGUAGCGGGUGGCGGGGUCGGCGUUGCUACCGCCAUUAACCCCUGCGCGCCCGGCGGCCCCGGGGCAGUGGAGCGGGGACCCUACGUGAGGAUGAGCUCGGCUGCCGGCACUGCCGCAUUACCACCGGGCUCCGCCGCCCGCGCCCUGCAUGUGGAGCUGCCUUCGCAGCAGCGYCGGCUUCGUCAUCUUCGGAAUAUUGCAGCACGUAACAUUAUCAAUAAGAAUGGUUAUUGCCUCUUGGAUACAUACUUCACUCUUCACUUGUGUGAUAAUGCCAAGAUCUACAAAGAAUUUUAUAAGAGUGAGGUGAUCAAGAAUUCUCUGAAUCCAACAUGGAGGAGUCUGGACUUUGGAAUAAUGCCUGAUCUUCUUGAUACCUCUGUGUCUUGUUUUGUUGUGAGGAUCUGGGGAGGCAAGAAGGAGCACUUUCAGCUUUUGAUUGAAUGGAAGGUCAAUCUAGAUGGGUUAAAGUACUUGGGCCAGCAGAUCCAUGCAAGAAACCCAAAUGAGAUUAUUUUUGGUCUCAAUGAUGGUUAUUAUGGAGCUUCAUUUGAACAGAAGGAUCACUCAGGUACCCUGAAGAACAGCCUUCUCCAGGUGGAUCAGAACUGUGUUCGUAACUCAUAUGAUGUCUUCUCUUUGCUUAGGCUCCACAGAGCUCAGUGUGCAAUUAAACAGACUCAGGUAACUGUUCAGAAAAUAGGAAAGGAGAUUGAAGAGAAGCUGAGAUGUACAUCUACAAGGAAUGAACUGAAAAAGGAGAGUGARUGUUUACAGUUGAAGAUCCUGGUGCUACGUAAUGAACUGGAGAGACAGAAGAAGGCCCUUAGUCAAGAAGCAGCUUUGUUGCAUAAGCAAAAAAGUACUUUGCUWGACAGAGAAAAUGCAUUUGGGACUGAAUACCAGAAACUUGAAGAGCAUAAUGAAUCUCUGCAGGAAUUAAGAAAGGAAUGCACUUCUAAGAGAGAACAGUUUUUGAARACAAAUGCCCAGCAGACUAUUCGAUGCAAGCAGUUGCUGUCGGAGCUAUCCUACAUCUACCCUAUUGAUCUGAAUAACCAAAAGGAUUACUUCGUUUGUGGAGUCAAACUUCCUAAUUCUGAAGACUUUCAAGCAAAAGAUGACGGAAGCACYGCUGUUGCCCUGGGCUAUACUGCUCACCUGGUUUCUAUGAUAUCCUUCUUCUUGCAAGUGCCACUCAGGUAUCCUAUCAUUCACAAGGGCUCCCGUUCUACAAUCAAAGAUAAUAUCAAUGACAAGCUGACUGAGAAAGAGCGAGAAUUUCCUUUAUAUCCAAAAGGAGGAGAGAAGCUUCAGUUUGAAUAUGGAGUUUAUCUUCUCAACAAAAAUAUAGCACAGCUUAGAUAUCAGCAUGGGCUAAGUACUCCAGAUCUAAGGCAAACUCUUCCUAACCUGAAAAACUUCAUGGAGCUUGGGCUAAUGGUUAGAUGCGAUCGACACCAUACAUCCAGUGCAAUUCCUGUUCCAAAGAGACAGAGCUCGAGCUUCGGCAGAUUGGAUAUUGGCUUUUCCAGUGGACUUCCUUCUCCAGAUAAAGGACUCCGAAAAMGAGCCAGCACAGGAAAUGAGAGACUACAGUACAAAACUCCUCCUCCUAGUUACAACUCUGCUUUAACUCAGCCUGUUGCUGUCACAGCUCGUGUUGGAGAGCUGGAUAAAAAAUCUGGCGCCCUAUGUUCUUCCUUGGACACCUCUAUGGAGUCCUCCAAAGGAAAUACCAAGAAAGGCCAGGACUUGUGCAGUAGUUUAAAUGGAGAAAACGGGAACCUAAACAAUACCCAAGACCGGCAGGAAUCUUUCCUGGGACGUUCUAGUGCAAUAAACGGGGCAUUUGUGCCUGACGAAGGCUCUGGCACCACGAGCAAUGAACAGCCCUGUGAGUUUCAGSCCCCGCUCAACCCCGUCCUUUGCUGCACCGUGGAGCAGGCAGAGGAGAUCAUGGGUAUGGAAGCAACAGGGUUCAGCGCAGGAGAUCACCUGGAAGACUUUAACUCCAUCCCAGUGGAGCACGCUGUGGCAGUGGAGUGUGAUGAACAAGUUCUAGGRGAGUUUGAAGAGUUCUCUCGAAGGAUCUAUGCACUGAAUGAGAACAUGUCUAGCUUCCGCAGGCCACGUAAAAGUUCGGACAAGUGAUCUCAGACAGGGAUUUGGUAGCAGACAUUGAGGUGAAAUUAGUGAUCUGAAAUAGAAAUAAAAUUGCACUUAUUCUUUAUAUUAAUUAUAAAAAUAAAAAAGCUAAAGCUGUUCCUGUGGUGUUAGACAAAUGGACUAGCGUGCAAUAACACAGGAUCGUGGUAUAUUCACAGCCCAGGUAAAUUUUCAUUCUGCUUCAAGUCCUUUUAUGUCUGGUAUUUAUCAAUUGUUGGAUGUUUUGUGGGUUUUUUUGUUCUUUGGCAUUGGAAUCCAUUUAUAAAGGCUYUUCCUGAAAACAUCUUCUAGUGCUGAUCAGCCCCUUCUAUGAAUGUUUGUUAAGUUCUUAAUUAUUAUUUAGAGUUAAAUUUGUUUUAGACUUUUCAGAAGAAAAAAAAACCUUUAAUUUAAAAUACUUUUAUGGUAAGAUGUUAUUACCUUCUCCCAUCUACUCCUGUGUUUGCUUGAGCAAUGUAGUCUGUAUUAGAAAAAUACCAUGAAUUUGUUACAAUUGGUCAACUUUUUCUUGGCUGUGCUCUGUAGCCUUUGAAGUUCUAGUUUGCACUGAGGAGUCUUCAGUUGCCAGUGUGAACUUGCCAGAGAAUGUGUGAUAUCUGCAGUUUUCUUGCUAAUCAGAAAUUACAUUUGGGGGUUUUUCCACUGCUCCUUUCCUCCAUACUUGUGUUUCCUAUCACUGGAAACCUUGAGGAGUAAAAUCACCUCUAAGGUUCUGUAUAAUAAUCUCAGCCUGACCAUUUCCCACUUAGGUCGGGCACAGACCUCCUUAGUAGAAACUUAAUGAACCCAGUACCAGCAUGGGGUUCAUCUGUCACCCUCCAAGGUGUGCAGUGGGGAUMGUGUACCCUGAGACACUUCAGACAUCUUCCAGAAAACUGAGACUGGGAAUGAAAACAGCACUUUGGAAUUAGGUGAAUGUGUAGAAUUCMUCCACCCUCUGUAAAAAGGAGGCAUUUAACAUUAUUCAUUGGAGUUCAUAUUUUUGUUUAACCAUUGAUACUUUGAGGGAAGAAACUUCCAGCAGUCUGCUGGAGGUGCAGUUUGYUGUUGGGUAGAUUACCACUGUCACAUGUGUUCAGCUGCACUAAUGGGAAAGCAGUCUGCAGCCUGCUUUGUGAUUCCUGGUAUUUGUUUCAGUUUGGAUUUCAUUGCUCUUGAUUUCUAUAUUGUAUACCCAAGAAUCUGGGCUCAGCUGUGAGCUCUGAAAUAURAAAAUAUAAAGCAGAAUAAAAAUACUUCAUCAUGCCUGGCUAUUUUUUCCUUCCCUGGUUUAUGUUUUCUUGUUAGCCCACAAUCUAGCCUGCAAUCUAAAUUUACCAUAAGGCUAGCCGAAAUUAAAUUUUUAAAAAUGUGGGUAUGUAURAUCUCAGUUUUCUGUUGUCAAAACAAGAUGUGUAUGUGAGAAGAGGUUUACUAGCACUAUUUUAGAAUAUGCAUUUUUCAGGCAACGCCUUAAUGAUUGUAUUAAAAUAUAUUCACGUUUCUUCUGUUAGCUUUUAACGAUUGUGUCUGCAGUUGAGUGUUUGGAUCAAGCCUCUCUACAGCAGUUUGUUGGCUUUGGUCUGUCCCAGGGUGAUGUGCUAGAGGAGAGCACCAGAGACCUUGAUUCUUUGAGACACUGAACGUGAUUUCAGGUGCAAAGUUGGAAUAUCCAUGAGUAUCUUUUCCCCUGAAUUAGCUCCUCUGUUCCAACUUCAUGAAGACUUCAUCAAAGAAAGUGCUAAAGCAUCUUGAAGCACUGCAGCAGCUUGAAGCACUGCCAUCAUGUUUGGGGGGGAUUAGGUAGGAAUCUCUUGUUUUGUUUUGGCCUAGAGAGGGAGAAAUAGACACCUGAAAGUACAGCACUUAGUAGUGAUGAGCAUAAGAUAUUCUGUCCUAGGCCCUGUACCAUCUUCUGAUACCAGUGUAAUUUCAGCUGAAAUUCAGUAACUUUGGGUCAAUUUUGCACCCUGUGGGAUGGGAUCUGGCACACUYGAGGCAGCACAGACCUGUUUGUACACACACUCUUGUUCUUGUUUAUGUAUAACAUAGAGGCACUAGCUUAUGUGUGGUGGUGACUUUUCAAAGCAACCCAAAGAGUAGUGAAGUCACUGUGUUUUGCAGGUGAACAAGGAGCGUCUUGGCACAAUUAAGCAACACGUGAAAUUAGGUUUGUAGAGCAUCAGUGGGACUUAAUUUUUUUUUCAUUAGUAGCUUAUUUUCUCAAGUUGCACAAACCAAAUGAAGUCUAGUUCUUCUCCCCAAUGUUGUGUUGCUGUUCCCCUUUAAGCCCUGUAAUUGUUAAUGUGUCAAACAUCUCAGUUGAUUUUUGCAUCUGUUGCACAAAGCUGCUCAGAUGGGCACUCUAUGGAUGUAUCUUUAGUUAGCCUUAAAUUAUCCCUGUGUUUCUCUUCCACUUCUACCACUUUCCAUGUUGCAGGUGGUGUGAGGUGGGACAGCAUCACAGGGCUAAUGAAGCAUUGACCARCUCCUCGUGGCUGUGAGGAUUGUACAGACUGCAGCCAUCUCAUAACUUUCUCCUUUUGGUGUUUAUUUUUUUUCCACCCCCUGUAAAUUACUUUGGAAAUGGUGUAAUGGAAGAGAAACAAACUAGGUUUGAGGGUGAGAUGAUAAUCACAGUGUGCUUUCAAUUUUCAAGAGCCUUUCAGCUCCUGCACAGCUGUGACACUCUUAAAUGCCUGCAACUGUCUUCAAAUGGAUAAAGCAUUUCAUUGCAAUCUUUCCCCCUCAUUUGAAAUUACUAAGACUUUUGAGCAUAUUAGUUUUGGAAGAUCAGAUCCCACUAUAUUUUUMUAGCAAGCACAACAGCAUUGACUUAUCCUUGCUUGAGCAGGUAUUAAAAAUAAGCAAGACCAGAAUAUCCCGUAGUAAAUGACACAUUAAAGCUAUGUUGGCAAUUGCAGGAAAGCUCAUCUGUCUUUAUAAAAUAAAACUGAUUUCGUAUCUCUCAACUUGUGUGU